AUGACUCUGGCAGUCCUGGUGGGUGUUCAGUUUGGUGGGUGUUCAGUUUGGUGGGUGUUCAGUCCUGGUGGGUGUUCAGUUUGGUGGGUGUUCAGUUUGGUGGGUGUUCAGUUUGGUGGGUGUUCAGUUUGGUGGGUGUUCAGUCCUGGUGGGUGUUCAGUUUGGUGGGUGUUCAGUUUGGUGGGUGUUCAGUCCUGGUGGGUGUUCAGUCCUGGUGGGUGUUCAGUCCUGGUGGGUGUUCAGUUUGGUGGGUGUUCAGUUUGGUGGGUGUUCAGUCCUGGUGGGUGUUCAGUUUGGUGGGUGUUCAGUUUGGUGGGUGUUCAGUCCUGGUGGGUGUUCAGUCCUGGUGGGUGUUCAGUCCUGGUGGGUGUUCAGUUUGGUGGGUGUUCAGUCCUGGUGGGUGUUCAGUUUGGUGGGUGUUCAGUCCUGGUGGGUGUUCAGUUUGGUGGCUGUUGUGGAAACCCCUGCGGUGACCCUGGCAGUCCUGGUGGGUGUGUCCUCAGACGUGACUUUCGUUGCAAAGAUCAGAGUUUCUGGGUCAUCUCUGAGGCACUGGAUCCUCUGCUUCUUCAGCUGCGAUCUGACCCAAAAUGCCACAUGCUCAGAGCGAAGGAGGAGCGAACACAAGCGCUGCAUAGUUUGUCACUAUUGCACAAGGCCAGUGAUUACUCAGAGGAGGAGGAUGAUAGGAAAGAGGAGAUCACCUCCUCCUUAAGAACAGGAGGAGGCGAGGAGGAUGAUAGGAAAGAGGAGAUCACCUCCUCCUUAAGAACAGGAGGAGAACAGGGAGGAGAGGAUGAUAGGAAAGAGGAGAUCACCUCCUCCUUAAGAACAGGAGGAGGUGAGGAGGAUGAUGGGAAAGAGGAGAUCACCUCCUCCCUUAAGAUCCCUCUCCUAAGAACAGGAGGAGGUGAGGAGGAUGAUAGGAAAGAGGAGAUCACCUCCUCCUUAAGAACAGGAGGAGAACAGGAGGAGGAUGAUAGGAAAGAGGAGAUCACCUCCUCCUUAAGAACAGGAGGAGGCGAGGAGGAUGAUAGGAAAGAGGAGAUCACCUCCUCCUUAAGAACAGGAGGAGGUGAGGAGGAUGAUAGGAAAGAGGAGAUCACCUCCUCCUUAAGAACAGGAGGAGGUGAGGAGGAUGAUGGGAAAGAGGAGAUCACCUCCUCCUUAAGAACAAGAGGAGGUGAGGAGGAUGAUAGGAAAGAGGAGAUCACCUCCUCCUUAAGAACAAGAGGAGGUGAGGAGGAUGAUAGGAAAGAGGAGAUCACCUCCUCCUUAAGAACAGGAGGAGGUGAGGAGGAUGAUAGGAAAGAGGAGAUCACCUCCUCCUUAAGAACAAGAGGAGGUGAGGAGGAUGAUAGGAAAGAGAUCACCUCCUCCUUAAGAACAGGAGGAGGUGAGGAGGAUGAUAGGAAAGAGGAGAUCACCUCCUCCUUAAGAACAGGAGGAGGUGAGGAGGAUGAUGGGAAAGAGGAGAUCACCUCCUCCUUAAGAACAAGAGGAGGUGAGGAGGAUGAUAGGAAAGAGGAGAUCACCUCCUCCUUAAGAACAAGAGGAGGUGAGGAGGAUGAUAGGAAAGAGGAGAUCACCUCCUCCUUAAGAACAGGAGGAGGUGAGGAGGAUGAUAGGAAAGAGAUCACCUCCUCCUUAAGAACAGGAGGAGGUGAGGAGGAUGAUAGGAAAGAGGAGAUCACCUCCUCCUUAAGAACAGGAGGAGGUGAGGAGGAUGAUAGGAAAGAGGAGAUCACCUCCUCCUUAAGAACAAGAGGAGGUGAGGAGGAUGAUAGGAAAGAGGAGAUCACCUCCUCCUUAAGAACAGGAGGAGGUGAGGAGGAUGAUGGGAAAGAGGAGAUCACCUCCUCCUUAAGAACAAGAGGAGGUGAGGAGGAUGAUAGGAAAGAGGAGAUCACCUCCUCCUUAAGAACAAGAGGAGGCGUGUGGCAGAGGACGCUCUUUCACUCACUGCUCUUUGGCCUCAGCUGCUUACGUCAUGUGGGACAGAGGUCCACACAGGAGGGACCUGUCACACUCUCGGACUCUUACAUCACUUAUCAAGACCCACCAGCUCCGGAUAUGUCCUUUAUUUUCGAGUGGAUUUAUAGCGGUUUCAAUAGUGUACUACAGUUAUUAGGACUGUACAAGAAGUCGGGGAAGUUAGUAUUUCUGGGUUUGGACAAUGCCGGGAAAACGACGCUACUGCACAUGCUCAAAGACGACAGACUGGGCCAGCACGUCCCGACCCUACACCCCACGUCUGAGGAGCUAACGAUCGCUGGGAUGACCUUCACCACCUUCGACCUGGGAGGACACGCACAAGCUCGCAGAGUGUGGAAGAACUACCUCCCGGCGAUUAACGGCAUCGUGUUCCUGGUGGACUGUGCGGACCAUGGACGACUGGGGGAGUCCAAAGCAGAACUGGAUGCCUUGAUGACUGAUGAGACCAUUGGAAAUGUGCCUAUCCUGAUCCUGGGGAAUAAGAUCGAUCGACAAGACGCCAUCAGCGAGGAGCGCCUCAGGGAGCUCUUUGGCCUUUACGGACAGACCACGGGAAAGGGGACCAUCCCAGUGAAAGACCUGAACACACGCCCCCUAGAGGUGUUCAUGUGCAGCGUGCUGAAGCGACAGGGCUACGGCGAAGGCUUCCGCUGGCUCUCCCAAUACAUCGACUAA
Molecule: messenger RNA, 2670 nt
Organism: Knipowitschia caucasica
Lineage: Eukaryota; Metazoa; Chordata; Actinopteri; Gobiiformes; Gobiidae
Source: the annotation of a GenBank genome assembly